Messenger RNA from Pseudocercospora fijiensis CIRAD86, 6057 nucleotides. RefSeq lists its product as uncharacterized. The transcript is spliced from 3 exons. The record is from RefSeq and is a predicted model, not a curated record. Gene Ontology annotation, biological process: barbed-end actin filament capping; mitotic actomyosin contractile ring assembly; actin filament bundle assembly. The coding region runs from base 193 to 5004 and encodes 1603 amino acids. Gene Ontology annotation, molecular function: actin binding; small GTPase binding. Lineage: Eukaryota; Fungi; Ascomycota; Dothideomycetes; Mycosphaerellales; Mycosphaerellaceae. Gene Ontology annotation, cellular component: mating projection tip; cell division site.
UUCUCCAGCAGCGACAAGUCGGCGCGUCAGAGCAGCGGCGGCAAGUCUUUCUUCUCUCGUAACAAGAAGGACAAAGGGAGCGAACAUGGACACGGCCUCGGCCAUGCGCCGCAGCCCACGAUCCACGAGUCCACCGCGCGCCACUCGCACCGCAGCUCCACCUCCACCAGCACCAUCGACCAGGAGGAGUACAUGAAGAAUGGGCAAGACCCGCUGGCGAUGCAGGCAGGAGUCAUCACUAGCAUACCCUACGAUGCCGUGGCCAAAGACACGCGACCUCCGCUUCUUGUUGAUCAUGCCGAGUGGCCAGUGUCGAAACGGGAACCGCUGCCACACCAUUUGAACAAAGGCGGCGGCGACUUCCACCAGUACCCUGCCUUCGACGCCAGCUCGCUCCCUCCGAGGCCUCCCACACAUGGCAGCAGCUACCGCGGGCGACUGGACUCGGAUGCCACCACGCUGAAUGCCUAUCCCGCAUCCCGUAGCUCGAGCGACCACGGCAGUGUACGAUCGAACUGGUCCGGCGACCGAAGACAAUACUACAAUGCCAACACCAGUCAGGCCUCUCUCGGCGUCGGCAUGACCGGUUAUGCUCCCGAGCAAUCUUCUGCAAGCCAGCGAGAUCGAGAUCGCAACAUCCAACAUCUCAACGCCCACAGCCCGUCUGCCUUUUCUAGUGCAGCAUCAUUCUCGCCCGAAGCAUUGCUGCAACACCGACCUUCGGACGACAAGGUCAUAGAGAAAGAAUUCUUGGAGUUGAUGCUAAAGCGUGGUUGGAAAUCACUACCCGAACAAGCACGACGUCAGAUGGAAGCAUACCCUAUAAGUAAAAAGUGGACUCUGGUAUACCAAGAUAGACUGGCAGAGUGGCAAGGAGAGCAGAAGCGCAGAAAUAUGGCCCGAAAUACCAUGCAGAGCGUGCAUGGAGGCUUCGAUAUUGGCCGCAUGGAGGAGGAAGGCAGCCCGGAAUGGUACGUGAAGAAGAUUUUGGACAACUCCAUAUCUGCAAAACAAUUACAGAGCUUGGCCGUGAGCCUCCGAACCCAGCCCAUCGCGUGGGUCAAGGCAUUCGUGGAAGCACAAGGACAGAUAGCAUUGACCAAUUUGCUCGGAAAGUUGAAUAGACGACAAGCAUCUGGACCAGUCCCCGUGGAAGGAUCAAAGCAGGAGAAAGACUUGGACCGAGAGUACGACAUUGUCAAAUGUCUGAAGGCAUUGAUGAACAACAAGUAUGGAGCCGACAACGCGUUGCAGCACGAUAGUAUUGUCAUGGCGCUCGCGAGCUCCUUGACGACUCCACGACUGCACACCAGGAAAUUGGUCUCGGAGCUGCUCACCUUCCUAUGUCAUUGGGCAGAAGGACAAGGGCAUGUGAAAGUCCUCCAGGCCAUGGAUCAUCUCAAGGCACAACAAAGCGAGAACGGACGAUUUGAUGCAUGGCUACGUAUCGUGGAGGUCACCAUCGAUGGGCGUGGCAAGAUGGGAUCCUUGGUCGGAGCAUCAGAUGAAGUCCGAAGUGGUGGUGUCGGCAUGGAGAACCUCCUCAUGGAAUAUGCUGUUGCAUCUCUGUUCUUGGUGAACUCCAUCGUAGAUGCACCCGAGCGAGAUCUUCAGCUGCGAUGUCACAUCCGGGCCCAAUUUGUGGCCUGUGGGCUCAAGCGUAUCUUCACAAAGAUGGAGGACUUCCAGUACGAGGUCAUAGACAAACAGAUCGAACGAUAUCGAAACAACGAAGCCAUUGACUAUGAAGACUUGCUGGAGCGCGAGAACAGCUCUAUGCAUGAGAGUAUGGAGGGCGAGGGCAAAGACUUGAAUGACCCGGUACAAAUCGUUGAGGCUAUUCAGCAACGAGUUGCUGGAAGCAGAGAAGGCGACUAUUUUCUCUCUGCACUGCAGCAUCUUCUGUUGAUUCGGGACAACGAAGGAGAAGAUCGUUUGAAGCUGUUCCAGCUCGUAGAGAGCAUGCUCUCCUAUGUUACCAUGGACCGACGAUUACCAGAUAUGGACCUCAAGCAGUCUCUCAACUUCUCCGUUCAGUCGUUACUCGACAAGCUUUAUACAGACUCCGAGGCUCGACAAGCUCGAGAAGCUGCCAAUGAAGCAAGGCUUAUUGCAGAUGCGGCAAUUGCAGAGCGUGAUGAGAUGAAGUCCCAGGUGGAGAUGGGUGCUGAAGGUCUAGUAGCCAAAUUGCAAAAGCAGAUCGAGGAACAAGCUGCUGUCAUUGACCUGCAGUCUCGACAGACCGAGGCAAUGAAGUCAGAACUUAGUGAGCUGCAAAGAGUACGAGCACAGGACCUGCAACGACAAGAACUCGAGACUCGAGAGUUGUACUUGAUGCUUCGCGAUGCUCAAAACAUCGCUGAGUCGAAUGCCAAAAAGGGCGGCAAAAAUGAGGAGACUACAGAUCCGGCGCGAUUGCAAGGCAUCCUCGACCGUGAAAGGCUUAUGGAUCGCUUGGAGAUGCAGCUUGAACGUGCAAAGACUCAGGCAAAGCUGGAAGGUAAGGUGUGGCAACAGUUCAAUCCCAGUGACAAGCUGCGUGAGCUUCGUGAAAAGAUGGAGGGCGCGGGCAUGGAACCAGAUGGACUUGAAGCCCAAAUGAGCUACCUCGGCCAGACCGCUCCUCGAAGAGGCACCGGCAUUGCACGCAAACCAGUCCGAAAAGCCUCAGAUGGUGACAAUGUUGACGAGACCAUUAUGGAGGACGACACUGUCUUUGAGAAGCCUAGACUGGUGGAGUACACACGGCCCAAGGUGCCAUCUUCUGUUGCGAAUGCACAACGAGGCAUGCUCGCUGAGCUUCAAAGCAGAGCGCCGAGGGUGGAUGGUAGCGAUGACGAAGGCGACGGUGUCACGACCGGGCCUACACCUCCUGCACCCCCAAUGCCUGGCUUUAAUGGCGCAGCCCCUCCUCCUCCUCCUCCUCCUCCUCCUCCCGGAAUGGGCUUCAAAGGCGGAGCUCCUCCUCCACCGCCUCCAGGCGCACCUCCUCUUCCCGGCAAGCUCAAUGGCGGCUUCCUUCCCAAACAAAUGCAUACCAGUCCGAAUGGUGGCAUCGGUGCAGUUGCUCCUCGUCCGAAGAAGAAGCUCAAGGCCCUGCACUGGGAGAAGGUUGACUCACCUGAAGUCACGUUGUGGUCGCUCCACACACCCACCUUCGAGCAGAAAGAAGAGAAGUAUCAGGAGCUGUCAAGAAAGGGUAUAUUGGACGAAAUCGAGAAAUUGUUCAUGGCCAAGGAGAUCAAGCAAAUUGGCAAGGGCGGCGGCAAGGUCAAGACUGACAAGAAGCAAGUCAUCAGCCGCGAUCUCAUGCAUAUGAUGCAGAUCAGUCUUGCCAAGUUUUCGAAUGUGGAAGCAGACGACAUCGUACGCAUGGUCAUUCACUGCGACCGCGAGAUCUUGGAAAACAGCACAGUCAUGGAGUUCCUGCAGCAUGAGCAUCUUUGCACUAUUCCAGACAAUGUGGCCAAACUGAUGGCACCCUACUCGAAAGACUGGACCGGGCCUGAUGCUAUUAAGAGUACGCGUGAGCAAGAUCCGGCCGAGUUGACUAGAGAGGAUCAAAUCUAUCUCUACACGGCUUAUGAGCUACAUCACUACUGGAAGGCGAGGAUGAGGGCUCUUGCUUUGACCAAGAAUUUCGAGCCCGAGUACGACGAGAUCUCUGGAAAGCUCAAGCAAGUCGUUCAGGUAUCGGAGAGCUUGCGCGAUUCCGUGAAGCUUAUGCCGGUCUUUGGUCUCAUCUUGGACAUUGGAAACUACAUGAACGAUUCUAAUAAACAAGCUGUCGGUUUCAAGCUCUCCUCGCUUGCUCGUCUUGGUAUGGUCAAGGACAAGGAUAACGAGUCGACACUUCUGGAUUACGUUGAGCGCGUUGUCAGGAAACAAUACCCACAAUACGAAGGCUUCUACGAGGACAUCGCUGGAGUGCUUACAACACAGAAGAUCAAUAUUGAACAGCUUCAAGGCGAUGCAAAGAAGUACAUCGACAACAUCAACAAUGUGCAGUCCUCUCUCGACUCUGGCAAUCUCAGUGACCCCAAGCGGUUCCAUCCAGAGGAUCGCGUCAGCCAGGUUGUGCAAAGAUCAAUGAAGGAAGCUAGAAGGAAAGCCGAACAGAUGGCGCUCUAUCUUGACGAGAUGAAUCGGGUGUACGACGACAUUCUCACAUACUUCGGCGAUGACAACAAGGACGAGAACGCGAGGCGAGAGUUCUUCAGCAAGCUCGCCAACUUCUUGCAGGAGUACAAGAAAUCUCAUGAGAAGAAUCUUGUACUUGAAGAAGCCUGGCGCCGCAACGAGGAGAACAUGCGCCGCAAGCAGAUGAAGUCUGGUCAUGGUUCAUCAUCUGCGUCGGUUAGCGAUGCUCCUGCCAGUCCUGUGUCAACAGGUGCCAUGGACGAUCUGCUCCAGAAGCUCCGUGCUGCCGCACCUGUCGCCAAAGACACCAGAGAACGAAGACGACGAGCACGCCUGAAGGAUCGACACCAAGUGCGCGUCGCUUCGGGUCAAAAGAUCCCGGAGACGGGCGAGAAUAUGGUGACCGAUGAGAACGGCCUGCUUAGUCCUGCCAAGACGAACGACUCUGCCGAGAGCAAUGAGCCAGUUGAAGGCGGUGUCUCGGAAGGAGAGGACAUCGCCGAUCGAGCAGCCUCCAUGCUCCAAGGUCUACGCGGCGACGCAGAACCUGCUGAGCCUGGAUCUGAAAGCCUCCGAGUGCGAAGGCGCAGGGAAAGCGCCGACGAUGAACGAGCCCGAAGACGUGCAAGGAGACGUGGUGCUGGGGGUAGCACCGACACGACUGCCACUACAAUUACGGAAGAAGGCGACGAAGCUGCCGCCGACAAAGUUGGCGAGAGAACAAUUCUGGAAGAGGACGAGGAGAAAUCUGGUGGUAGUGACUGCAAACGCGAUUCAGGAGAGCCAUCUCUACCGACACCUACGACCGUCGUUGUCCCACCCAGUCCGACGGCAAGCGAGCAUAGUCCUGAGAAAGCGGAAUAGCGUGUUGCUUUGAUGGAUGCUUUGAAUCGUGUCGCCAGAUCGCCGAUUGUUGAUUGCGAGCAUAGGAAAUGGGAAGUUGGAUGAGAUGAGUGAUGGAUGCUACGGUAAUGCAUAGAUGGAUUGUACAUAAUCUCUUUAAUGUCUGUUGUAUCAAAGGGUGCGGGAAGGACAAGCAAGCAAGCAAGCAUAGUGGUCGGAUGGCAUGAUAUCAAUCGCUUUUAGCGUUGGAGUGAGGUGUUUGAUUUCUGGUGUGAGGGACUUGCCUACGAGCAAGGUUGAGAUGGCAAUGAGAAAGGUGGCUUGGUUGUAUACCCCCUUGUUUCAUCAUUAUAUUCAAGAGAUCGUAUUUGCCUCAUACUUUGAGCUGUGAUCUGUGUCUCUCUUCGAUCAUUUGGACUUUCAUCACCCUUGACCUCGAUAUCCAAUAUCUUCCGAACGCCGAACGCCGAACGCAAUGCCAUGUCGUAAUAGAACAAACAUCCUAAUGCCUCUCGUGAAUGAAAUUCGUUCCUUCAUUCCCGUCUUUCGCCAGCGAUUCAGAUCAGGAUCCAAUUCCUCCACCAUGGCUCCUGACCUCUUCCUUCUCCAAUUUGGGAGUUUCCCGGCUCAGCAACGACCGCAGUUCAGGUGUAAUAAUCUUGUCCUUCUUGACAGCUUCUUCGGCUUCCCGUCUUGCAGCAGCUUGUUGUGCUGGAGUCUGCUGUCUCGACGAGCUCUCGGCUGCGCUUGAAGUAGUUCUUCUGGGUCUACCGUCACUUCCGGGUCUAGUCGUAGUAGGGCUUGGAGGUUGUGGCAGUGCGACUCUUUGUCUGAUUUCUGGCGCUUGAGGGAAAUUGUUCUUGCGAUCGAUUGCUUCCACCAUCCUCCUAUACCUUUUGAACAGACUUUCGGCUCUAACGAGGGUGCUGUAGAGGUCGAUGGUGCCUGAGAGCUCAUUGAUGUAUUUGAGAACUUCGUCAAAACCUUUGAGAUGUUCCAUGAUGACAUUCCUGUGCUUCUCGAGAAUGGCGGCUGCGAUGAAGAGGUGGAAGUUGGAGCUGAGAUAGUCUGUCC